AGUCCUUCCCCCUUCAACUAACUUCAACGAAAGAGUCCUCAUACAGGUAUAUACAACCACAAGAUCCAAUUUAGUGGGUUGGUGAGUUCUUGUCAUUUAUACAAACAGUUCACGUUCACAACCACCCUAGUAGAGUAAUAGAGCCAACCAGUAAACCCAAAGCCACCAGCUUCUCUCCUCGGUACCCGCCAGAGCAGCAUGGCCGCCGCUAUGAUCCGUCUCCUCCACUCCCCGAUCUCCCAUUGCAGUAGCUACUCUUUAGAUCGCCAAUCCCCGAUCCAAACUUCUCCAAAUCUUGCUAUUUCUCCUAACAAUCCCCAUCUCCCUCCUCUAUAUUUUAAGACCCGCGAUCGCCCUUCCAGUUUCAAACUUUUGGCCUCAGGUGAUGGAGGUAUCGGGAUCGGAUCCGGUGGCGGCACUGGGGGUCCCGGCGGCGGUGAUAGGUGGAGCUCUGAAGGCGGAGACGAAAGUUCGGAGAAUAAGAAAGACGCUUUUGGACCAUUGGGGCUGUUUUUGAAUGGAUGGAGAUCUAGGGUUCAAGCAGACCCGCAAUUCCCAUUCAAGGUCCUGAUGGAGGAAAUAGUAGGCGUGACUGCUUGUGUGCUAGGAGAUAUGGCCUCUCGCCCGAACUUUGGCCUUAACGAAUUGGAUUUCGUUUUCUCCACACUCGUAGUUAAUUCAAUUUUGAAUUUCGUUCUUAUGUACAUUCUAGCACCAACUGCAGGCGCCUCUGCAUCUUCAGGUCUACGUUCGAUGUUUGAACCGGGAGCAUUCUCUGUGUUUGACCGAUUGGGUGCUUUUCUGUACAAGGGUGUACUAUUCGCGGCAGUUGGCUUCGCAGCUGGGCUGGUGGGUACUGCCUUAUCGAACGGAUUGAUGGGGAUGAGGAAGAAGAUGGAUCCGUUAUUUGAGACCCCAAACAAGCCACCACCAAUUCUGCUGAAUGCAGGCACUUGGGCGCUUCACCUGGGUUUGAGCAGCAACUUGAGGUACCAAACAUUGAAUGGGAUUGAGUUCGUGUUGGCUAAAGGAGUUCCGCCUCUGGUCUUCAAAGUGUCUGUAGUGAUCUUAAGGUGUUUGAAUAAUGUCCUUGGUGGGGUUUCGUUUGUGGCGUUAGCAAGGAUGACUGGGUCGCAGAAGGGAGGGAAAGUAGAGGCAGAUGAUGUUGAGGAGGUAAAGGAGAAGUUGGUGGGUAAUAGUGGUUCCGAUUAGUUGGGAUUUCUUUUUCUUCUCCUCUCUUGUUUCAUCCUAACUACGGUAGAGAGUGAAGGUUGGUACGAAUAAACGCCAUUUGGUUGUUUUUGGAUGGCUUAGCGCAAAUGGAAUGUCGUGACUCCAAGUUUAUGAGUGUUUUCAUUAUAGCGAUUUGCGAGAUGGAUCAUUGCUCAACCUAGCUUGUGCGAAUGACAUCAUGCAUUAUUUUUCCACAUGGUCCAUGGGAGUUGCAUGGUCUUUCAUAUAACCCGAAAUUUACCAAUCAAUUGUCCGAUAGGCAAUUGGAUGGAUUCCACGUCAAAAAAGGUAAUUUUGCUACACCAUCUAUGUAGCAUCGUCUAUGAGGGAGUGACUAGAAGUUUUGGUUUCGAUUAUAACAUAUUUUUCGUGGUUUUUCUGAAAUAUCAAGUUAAAUUUGCAUAUUUUGUGUUGA
Molecule: messenger RNA, 1648 nt
Organism: Tripterygium wilfordii
Lineage: Eukaryota; Viridiplantae; Streptophyta; Magnoliopsida; Celastrales; Celastraceae
Product: protein RETICULATA-RELATED 3, chloroplastic-like
Exons: 1
Coding region: 199-1212 (337 amino acids)
Source: RefSeq, a predicted model, not a curated record